AAAUAUCUAUUUUAGACCCUACAGGUUAAAAGGAUAUAAAUAUUGUCAUGUAGAGACUUUAUUGUAAAUAUUUCAUAUGUGUUUAAAAGACAAAAAAAAGAGUUCAAAUGCAUUAAAAAUGUGUUUAAAAUCACAAUAAAUAGAAGUCAAUCAUAAUUUAAGUGUUCAUGGAGUUAUAAGUUACAAGAAAACCAAAGGUUUGUUAUCUAAUGUGAAACAAGGAAAACUUUGUAUUUGCUUCAAGUUGUUUUACAAGUUCAUUUUGGGUUGUCAAUCUUGUAUUUUCUUUUAUCCCAUUGGUUGAUGUAAACCUAUUGUCCAAUCAGACGUGAGGAAGGCGGGAUCUAAGCGAGGCAGAAGGAAAAAAACACUAACUAAGCUAGUGAGAGUUGGCAGCAGCACGUUACCAGCGCAGGUUGUGUACCAGAGCUAACGGGAGAAUAGUAAAAUAAUAGCCGUGGAUGCAGAGUCUACGUUCGUGUUAUGGACUGUUUUACCCUGUGAUGAUGGACCGAGAGGAAUUCUCUGGACCCUUCUGCUGUGGAUAGGAUUUCCGUGUGUUUGUCCCAGUGUACUCAGCAGCCCGGGUAUACCGCUAAUUCCGACCACGUUGACGAGUGGAGGCCGCAUGGUCACCAACCGAGCCUGCCCCUCAGCUUGCCCUCGCACUUAGCCCAAAGGAUUUGUGAGUAGACCUGAGCACGUGCGGUUUGUUUUCUGCUUGUUUAUCAAGUGAAGCGGCCAUUUGUGUUUUCUGGUCCAACGAGCCCGAGCAACGAUCAGGCCUGCAACGGUUUCAGUGAAUGAGUUCACAAAAGGUUACAAAAUUGAACUGAACUUAAAGGGGAAUAUUUUGGAUAAAUAUGUUGUUUCUAAAACAUUGACUGUGAAUUGUGAAGAGAAAAAACCCUUCAAUUGAAUUGUAAGGAAACAUUUCAAUACUUGGAAUAUUGUAUUUUUUUUAUUUAUUUAAAUCAUAUUUUAUUUUGACUAAAUCUUACAAUUUGAAUUUAAAGUUUUGUGUGUCAUAAUUAUUAUUUACAGAGUUUAUAAGAGAUAAGGGUUACUAAAAAGGUAAAAAAGAGGUUUAACAUGUUAGAUAAAUUCAUUAUUCUUAGUGAAGAUUAAAUAAAACUCAUUAUUCUCACUAAGUGGAGGCACCGCCAACAUUAAGAUUUCUAAGUAAAAAGGUUAAAACUGGUUAGUUAUUGUUUCUCCUGUUUACCAAUAAGAUUAAGUAACGUACCCAGGGCCCCGCUCAUAGUACUAUCACCACCUUAACCGAGGGUUAAUCCUGAGCUACUUGAGUUGGGUGCUACACAUUUGGAGGCACUGCUGGGAUGGUUUUGUUGUUUUAUGUCAAUUUUAAGUUAUAAGUAAAUCUGCUGUAAUCUCAAAAGUAUCUAAGAGUAACACUGGUCCUAUAAAGUAACUUCAAUUAAUUUCUUUCGUCCCCCUACGUAAAGUAACUUGUUAAAACUAUGGCCACUAAAAGUAAUGUUUCACAACCAAAUCUUGCAAAUUGGUGCAGAGGUGAAGGGCUUGAUCAGGCACAUGCCAUUCUAGUUAUUGGAGUGCCUGAAGAGGAGGACAUAUCCACAGUAGAAGACACACUCGAACAAGUAAAAACCUUGGGCAAGGUAAGAGUAAGAGGAAAAAUGUUUGAUGCCAAUAAUCAAACCCUGACCAUGUUAUGUGAAUGCCGUCAAGAAGUCGAUCCUACCAAAGUUCCACCAGAGGUGAUUUCCCUUAAAGAAGGAAGUAAAUGGAAAAUAGUUGUUGCAGAACAAGAAACGAACUCCGACCUAUUCACCGAGAAGUUGGACAGAUUUCUACGUGAUGAAGGGAAAACAUUGGAGGAUGUUAAAAGACUAUGUGAUCCUAGCACCUCGUGGAACAGCAACCCUGAGUCAAUCAUUCGGGCGGUAGGUGAUGUUUUGCAGUCCAAGCCAAAUGAAAGCAAUUUAUACCGGCGUUUUAGAAUCUUCUCUGGAGUCCACCCUACUCCACCUGGUGAAGACAAUUUGGACAGCUGGUUAGAACAAGUAAAGUUCAUGACUGAUGAGUAUGAGUGCUCAGAUAAGGAGAAACGCAGAAGGAUUAUUGAGAGUCUCAAAGGGCCAGCGCUGGAGAUCAUUCAAGCAGUGCGCAUGUCUAAUCCCAUGGCAAACCAUAUGGAUUACUUACAGGCAUUGGAAAGUACCUUUGGAACCUCAGAAUCCGGUGAGGAAUUGUAUCUCACAUUCAGAGCUAUGCAUCAAAGACAAGGUGAGUGCUUGUCUAACUUCUUGCUGAGACUGGAAAGAUCACUGAACAAAGUAGUGCAGAAAGGAGGCCUACAAGUGGAUGAAGCCAACAAAGCAAGGCUAGAGCAACUCAUUAAAGGUGCCACUGAAUCAGACUUCCUGCUUCUUCAGCUAGGUCUAAGAGAUAAGCGAAGUGAUCCUCCAACAUUUUUAAGCCUACUGAAAGAAAUUCGAGAAGAAGAGGAGCGUGAAGCUGCAAGACAAAAACUCAAAAAACCAGCACAGAGACAGCACGUGCAUGCAGUGCAAGUAGCAAGUGAAACAGACUCCAAAGACUGUCAGCAACAUGAUUUUCAAUCCGAAAUUCAAGUGCUAAAAGAAAAGCUGAAAGAGCUCAACAAGCAGUCUCAUUCUACAGAGUCAAGCUACAAAAAGAUGUCCAGAGAAAAGAAAAAAGAGAAAUCAGACAACGAAGUGCAACAGUUAAGAAAAGAAGUCAAAGAGCUGAAAACACGGUUAAGUGUAAUGUCAGUAAAGCCACAACAUUAUGCAAAAGAGAGAGGCCACUAUUCUAAGUUCAAAGCAGACUUCAGUCCAAAAUCAUCUACCUUUAAGUCAAAGAGUAGUAAAGAGUCAGAUAAUUUCUGCUACAGAUGUGGAGAAAAUGGCCAUUUUGCAAACAAAUGUACAGCUCCGGAAAAUGCUCAAAAGGUAAUCAAAAAGCUUAUUCAUCAAGUGCAUGGAAGCCCACAUGGACAAAGUCAAAGUACAGAUGCUCAAGAUCAGUGUGUUGCUCGAGUUAAUACUACCAGUGUUCCAACUCAAAGUGUCAACAUACCGGAAGGUCUUAUUGGUCCAUCAUCCAUAGCUCCUAUUAAGGUCAAUAACAUCUCAUGCCAUGGUCUUAUGGAUUCAGGGUCAACAGUGACCAUUAUCUUUGAGGAUUGGUAUAGAGCCAACAUACCAACAGUCCCUAUACAGCCCAUUUCCAAUCUAGCCAUCUGGGGCCUAUCUGCUGAGUCCUAUCCCUACCAUGGGUAUGUUGUAGUAGAGAUAGAGUUCCCUGAGGAUGUAGCAGGUGUCAAGGGUCCUCUUAACGUCCUCGCUCUCGUCUGUCCUGAGCCCCCACAAGGUCAUGAAACCCCUAUAGUGGUUGGUACCAACGCUUUUCUGUUCAGCCGCCUAUUUCAGCUGUGCAGAGAUAGCGGUAGUGAAAACAAAGUCAGCUCCAUGAGGAUACAGGCAGUUUAUGACAAAAUCCAAACUCAGUCCUUAACGUCCCAUGCAGCCGACGAUCCCAUAGGGCAAGUGAAAUGGCAAGGUCCAGGGCCACUUACCAUUGCUCCCGGAGAAAAAUGUUAUGCCACGUGUAAAGUAGAGCAGAAAAGAACUAAACCCCAAGAUGUUGUUUUGGUUGAAGCACCUGCCAUGCCCCAACUCCCAUCCGGCGUGUUGGUCCAGCCAGGUGUUCUCCGUGAAAGUGACAUGGAUGAGAACAGUUUCAUGGUUCUACUACAGAAUGAGUCAGAGAAACCUACCUCUAUCCAAGUCGGCACAGUUAUUGCCGAGAUGCAUGCAGUGGACGUAGUCACCGACCCUAAAGUUUUAGAGUCUGAAGCUAGUACCGUAGCUCCCGAACUCUUUGAUUUUGGUGACUCUCCUGCUCCAACAGAGUGGAAGAAAAGACUACAGCAAAAGCUAGCUCAGAGACAUAAUGUUUUCUCUCUAGAUGAAUGGGAUGUUGGAUUAGCUAAAGACGUAGAACAUAACAUCCGCCUUAGCAACUCCACCCCCUUCAGAGAGCGUUCACGUCGUUUAGCUCCGGCUGAUAUUGAUGAUGUACGACAACACCUACAGCAGUUGUUAGCUGCAGGCAUUAUCAAAGAGUCUCGAAGCCCAUUCGCAUCACCUAUUGUUGUAGUGCGAAAAAAGAAUGGCUCCAUCAGAAUCUGCAUCGACUACAGAACCUUGAACAGUCGUACGAUCCCCGACCAGUAUACCAUCCCUCGUAUUGAUGACGCCUUAGAUUGUCUUACAGGCAGCAAAUGGUUCUCCGUCCUCGAUCUUAGGAGUGGGUACUACCAAAUUGCCAUGUCCGAGCAAGAUAAGGAAAAGACUGCAUUUAUCUGCCCCCUGGGGUUCUAUCAAUUUGAACGAAUGCCACAAGGCAUCACAGGAGCCCCAGCCACUUUUCAGCGGCUCAUGGAAAAGGCAGUGGGUGAUAUGCACCUUCUCCAAGUGCUGGUGUACCUUGACGACAUAAUCGUCUUUGGUAGAACACUCGAAGAGCAUGAGCAACGUCUCCUCAAAGUCUUAGAUCGCCUUGAGGAGUUUGGUCUGAAAUUGUCGCUUGACAAAUGUCAGUUCUGUCAGUCCCAAGUCAAAUAUGUUGGUCAUAUUGUCUCAAAAGAUGGUAUAGCCACCGAUCCCGAAAAAGUAGAGGUUGUCAGGAACUGGCCAGAGCCAACAGAUCUGAAAACCCUUCGCUCAUUCCUCGGUUUCUGUGGGUAUUAUCGCAGAUUUAUUGCAAAUUAUUCAAGCAUUGUCCGCCCAUUAACUGAGCUUACCAAAGGUUAUCCACCUACUCAGAAAAACAAGCGAGCUCAAACCAAAGACCCAACCAAAACCUACCUCAAACCUUCUGAGCCGUUCAAAGAGCGAUGGGACCAGUCCUGUCAAGCCGCAUUCAGAAAAAUCAUUGUAUGUCUGACCAAUGCCCCUGUUUUGGCAUUUGCAGACUCCACCAAACCUUAUGUCCUACAUGUGGACGCUAGCCUGAACGGUUUGGGUGCCGUGCUCAAUCAAGAGUAUCCUGAGGGCCUUAAGCCUGUUGCUUUUGCUAGCCGAAAGAUCAGUGACUCAGAACGAAACUAUCCGGUCCAUCAACUUGAGUUCUUAGCACUAAAGUGGGCGGUCGUGGAUAAAUUUCAUGACUAUCUUUAUGGAGCUAAGUUCACGGUUAGAACCGACAACAAUCCUCUAACCUACGUGUUGACCACUGCAAAGCUAAAUGCUGUUGGACAUCGUUGGCUUGCAGCUUUAGCCACAUACGAUUUCAACAUCCAAUAUCGUCCUGGUCGUCACAACAUAGACGCAGAUCUAUUGUCCCGACAACACACCAAUGACACUGAAUGGACAGAUGUUCCACAAUCUGCCAUAAAAGCCAUCUGUAAAAAGGAAUCUAUCUAUGAAGCUACUAAGUCCCCUGUCAGGCUAGUAGACCAACUUGGAGUUCCUACAUCCGUGAUUCCAGAAGCUUAUGUCCUUCCAGUAAGCCUAAAAGCAACUUUGGAAGAUCAGUUGACUCCUACAGACUUACAAGUUGCUCAAGAUCUGGACCCAGUCAUUGGACCAGUCAAACAAGCCAUCCAAACUGGAAAGCAACUUAUCACAUCCAAAAAUGCACCACCUGACAUGUCUUUGUUAAGUCGUGAGAGCAGGAAACUUGAACUGAGAGACAAAAUACUAUAUCGACAGAGAAAACUGGCCAAUGGCACAGUUCACAAACAACUGGUUUUACCAGAUCGAUACAGAACAAGUGUAAUGAGAUCACUACAUGAUGAAUGUGGACAUCUAGGAGUCAAGAAGACAACAGAACUCCUCAAAGACCGUUUCUAUUGGCCACGCAUGAAUGCUGAUGUGGACCAGUACAUCAAAACGUGUGGACGUUGUGUCUCUCGCAAAACUCUACCACAACGGUCGUCUCCCCUCAGUCAAAUCACUAGCAAAGGUCCUUUAGAUCUAGUCUGUAUUGACUUUCUCCAGAUUGAACCAGAUAACAAAGGAGUUGCUAAUGUAUUAGUAGUGACCGAUCAUUACACAAGGUACGCCCAAGCAUUCCCUACAAAAGACCAAAAGUCAGUCACAGUUGCAAAAGUAUUAUGGGAGAAGUACUUUAUGCAUUGCGGAUUACCUGCCCGGAUACACUCAGAUCAAGGUCGAGACUUUGAAAGCCGCCUUAUCAAAGAGUUCUUGUCUAUGCUAGGUAUCCGAAAAUCACGUACUUCACCAUAUCAUCCGCAAGGAGAUGCUCAGCCAGAACGUUUCAACAGAACCUUGCUAACAAUGCUUGGAACUCUUGAAAAGGUACAGAAACAAAACUGGAGUCAGCACAUCAGCCAGUUAGUACAUGCCUAUAACUGCUCAAAAAAUGAGUCUAUUGGAUAUUCGCCAUACUAUUUAAUGUUUGGACGUAAUGCCAGAUUACGCAUUGACAUUUGCUUUGGUGCCGUUCUUGAAGGUGACGCGGAGAUGACUCACCUGCAGUAUGUUGACAAAAUGAGGAAAGAACUCAAACAAGCAUACUAUCUAGCUACCGAGAAUGCAACAAAGAACCAUUUGAGGAACAAGUCACGUUAUGACCAAAGAGUAAGAGACCAGCCGUUACAAGAAGGAGACAGAGUCCUGAUAAGAAAUGUUGGCCUUACCGGUAAACACAAACUGCAAGACCGAUGGAAGUCAAUACCUUACAUUGUCAUCACACAGUUGCCGAACCUACCUGUGUACAAGGUAAAACCGGAACAAGGAUCUGGAGGUGUCAAAACUCUACACAGAGACCAUCUGCUACCAAUCGGUUAUCUUGUCAGAAUCGCAGAUAACUCAGUUUCACCUGAAAGAGUAAGAACACCAGUUACCAGAAAACGUCAUGCCAGCAGACGUCAGAUACGGGACCAAGAAGAUCGAUUAUCUGAUGUCUUGCCAGACUCCGAAUCUGAGAACGAGUAUUUUUACAAGUACCCCACCAUUACCAGUGACCAUAUUCAGAGACAUGAAGUCAGACCCGACAGAUCUAACACAGAACCUAUUCCCUCUGAUAAUUCCCCCUCAUCUGAAAGUGAACCGGAAUUGGAGGAAGGACCUUCUGAAAGUUCCCAUGUAGAGGAAUGCCAGCCAUCAAAUGUGGAAGGAGAUACCAGUGAUACGGCUGCAGACGCCGAGGUCGAGUUGAGGACUCCCACAAGACCUAAAACUCGAAAGUCAAAGCGAGAGGUGAAACCAGUAAUCCGUUUGACCUAUGACAAACCUGGAACGCAGUCUGAGGAACCUGUGACUAUUGUACACCAAGGCAUGGUCAUACAGUUGAACCUGAGUAGCACCAGAGAUAAAAAACACCAUGUAAAACGCUCUAAACACCCAAGGCAUUACUCUGAGCCUAAGUCUAAAAUCCUGCGUUAGAUGAGGACAUCUAAAUGUUUUAGACGGGGAGGGUGUAGCCUGGUCUCAAAUAUCUAUUUUAGACCCUACAGGUUAAAAGGAUAUAAAUAUUGUCAUGUAGAGACUUUAUUGUAAAUAUUUCAUAUGUGUUUAAAAGACAAAAAAAAGAGUUCAAAUGCAUUAAAAAUGUGUUUAAAAUCACAAUAAAUAGAAGUCAAUCAUAAUUUAAGUGUUCAUGGAGUUAUAAGUUACAAGAAAACCAAAGGUUUGUUAUCUAAUGUGAAACAAGGAAAACUUUGUAUUUGCUUCAAGUUGUUUUACAAGUUCAUUUUGGGUUGUCAAUCUUGUAUUUUCUUUUAUCCCAUUGGUUGAUGUAAACCUAUUGUCCAAUCAGACGUGAGGAAGGCGGGAUCUAAGCGAGGCAGAAGGAAAAAAACACUAACUAAGCUAGUGAGAGUUGGCAGCAGCACGUUACCAGCGCAGGUUGUGUACCAGAGCUAAUGGGAGAAUAGUAAAAUAAUAGCCGUGGAUGCAGAGUCUACGUUCGUGUUAUGGACUGUUUUACCCUGUGAUGAUGGACCGAGAGGAAUUCUCUGGACCCUUCUGCUGUGGAUAGGAUUUCCGUGUGUUUGUCCCAGUGUACUCAGCAGCCCGGGUAUACCGCUAAUUCCGACCACGUUGACGAGUGGAGGCCGCAUGGUCACCAACCGAGCCUGCCCCUCAGCUUGCCCUCGCACUUAGCCCAAAGGAUUUGUGAGUAGACCUGAGCACGUACGGUUUGUUUUCUGCUUGUUUAUCAAGUGAAGCGGCCAUUUGUGUUUUCUGGUCCAACGAGCCCGAGCAACGAUCAGGCCUGCAACGGUUUCAGUGAAUGAGUUCACAAAAGGUUACAAAAUUGAACUGAACUUAAAGGGGAAUAUUUUGGAUAAAUAUGUUGUUUCUAAAACAUUGACUGUGAAUUGUGAAGAGAAAAAACCCUUCAAUUGAAUUGUAAGGAAACAUUUCAAUACUUGGAAUAUUGUAUUUUUUUUUAUUUAUUUAAAUCAUAUUUUAUUUUGACUAAAUCUUACAAUUUGAAUUUAAAGUUUUGUGUGUCAUAAUUAUUAUUUACAGAGUUUAUAAGAGAUAAGGGUUACUAAAAAGGUAAAAAAGAGGUUUAACAUGUUAGAUAAAUUCAUUAUUCUUAGUGAAGAUUAAAUAGAACUCAUUAUUCUCACUAAGUGGAGGCACCGCCAACAUUAAGAUUUCUAAGUAAAAAGGUUAAAACUGGUUAGUUAUUGUUUCUCCUGUUUACCAAUAAGAUUAAGUAACGUACCCAGGGCCCCGCUCAUAGUACUAUCACCACCUUAACCGAGGGUUAAUCCUGAGCUACUUGAGUUGGGU
This is a messenger RNA of Oreochromis niloticus (Nile tilapia), 8783 nucleotides long. RefSeq lists its product as uncharacterized. Gene Ontology annotation, molecular function: nucleic acid binding; zinc ion binding. The transcript has 3 exons. The record is from RefSeq and is a predicted model, not a curated record. The coding region runs from base 1482 to 7421 and encodes 1979 amino acids. Gene Ontology annotation, biological process: DNA integration. NCBI's taxonomy places the organism in Eukaryota, Metazoa, Chordata, Actinopteri, Cichliformes, Cichlidae.